This is a messenger RNA of Etheostoma cragini (Arkansas darter), 663 nucleotides long. Its product is annotated as cell adhesion molecule 2-like. Lineage: Eukaryota; Metazoa; Chordata; Actinopteri; Perciformes; Percidae. The coding region runs from base 245 to 577 and encodes 110 amino acids. The transcript has 5 exons. The record is from RefSeq and is a predicted model, not a curated record.
ACACGGAGCGGGGGGAGGAAAGGGAGGGGCGGAAAUCGAGAGCGUGUGCUCAGCUGCAUGACUCACUCAUGAGUGUUGGAAGGAAAACGACGUGACUUUAUUUCACAGACGCUGUUUUAACAGCACCACACGCAGCAAACAUUUCAAAUUUAAGUCAAUUUAAUCAAGUUUGGGUUAGUUCUCUUCACCUCGACGUCAGCGAAAGGUUCUACCCACCCCGCUGCGCCUGCGCCCAGAUUCAGAUAUGGUGCCCUCGCCAACACUCUCCUCAAAUAUGAGCCCAAAUGUGACAGAGGCAUUAGCUAUGGGAACUUUAACAUCCCUUCCUACACAAGCAAACACCACCAUGAUUCCGGUGGUAACAACAGCAGCCCCCGCCAGUCCAGACGCUGCAGUUAUAGCAGUGGUUAUUGUUCUCAUCCUGCUGACGGUAGCUGCUUUGGGCUUCCUGCUCUACCGGUAUCUCUGCCACAACAAAGGGGACUACAGGACGACGGGGGAGCCGGCUCCGGGGGAUGACCCCGAGGACGAGUAUAACAACCAAGCUGCGAGCGAAAAGAAGGAAUACUUCAUAUGAAAAUGGCGAAGACUUACAGAGAGUGAGUGGAGAAAGACAAAAGGGUCUGUAAAAGACUAAAAAGGAUAUAGGACGUUUUAGAUUUU